Molecule: messenger RNA, 3140 nt
Organism: Trichomycterus rosablanca
Lineage: Eukaryota; Metazoa; Chordata; Actinopteri; Siluriformes; Trichomycteridae
Gene: pls3
Product: plastin 3 (T isoform)
Exons: 17
Coding region: 274-2184 (636 amino acids)
Biological process (GO): actin filament bundle assembly; actin filament network formation
Cellular component (GO): cytoplasm; actin filament; actin filament bundle
Molecular function (GO): calcium ion binding; actin filament binding
Source: RefSeq, a predicted model, not a curated record
UGCUCCUGUUCCUGCUCCUGCUCGCCCUUUCUACCUCCUACCUUUUGCUCUCAUGUUUCAGCAUUUUGCAGACUUGAGGGGGAAGUGUGCUUUCUGUCUCACUCCCAUGCCAGCUAGUCAGCUAACCACAGCUGUGGAACAUUGAACCGCUUUCUUUUCGGAAUCGUUAGCCAUCAGACGCAGUCAGAGAACAGACGAAGCAGCUUUAAAGGACAGGAGAAAAAGGCUGUGUAGGAAAAGGAACAUUGUUGGAGUGAGGAAUUCUCCAGGGAGAUGUCAUCAAAGAUACCCAAGGACGAGCUGGAAGAGCUGCACGAAGCCUUUGGAAAAGUCGAUCUGGACAACAAUGGGUACAUUAACGACUACGAGCUCCACGACCUGUUUAAAGAGGCGAACCUGCCACUCCCGGGGUACAAAGUGCGUGAGAUCAUCCAGAAGCUAAUGAUCGAGGGAGACAAAGACAAGGACAAUAGGAUCAGCUUUGAAGAAUUUGUCUCAAUCUUCCAGGAGCUCAAAAGCAGCGAUAUUGCGAAGACUUUCCGCAAUGCCAUCAACAAGAAAGAGGGCAUCCUGGCCAUCGGUGGCACAUCAGAGCUGUCCAGUGCAGGCACACAGCACUCCUACUCAGAGGAGGAAAGGUUUGCCUUUGUUAACUGGAUCAACACAGCACUGGAGAAAGACCCCGACUGCAAGCAUGUGUUACCUACGAACCCCAACACAAAUGAUCUUUUUAAGGCUGUUGGCGAUGGCAUUGUGCUGUGUAAAAUGAUUAACCUCUCUGUACCUGACACAAUUGACGAGCGGACAAUAAACAAGAAGAAGCUGACGCCGUUCACAGUACAGGAGAAUCUCAACCUGGCGUUGAACUCGGCAUCUGCCAUCGGCUGCCACGUCGUAAACAUCGGCGCGCUGGAUCUGCGUGAAGGCAAGCCCCACCUGGUGCUCGGUCUGCUGUGGCAGAUCAUCAAGAUUGGCCUGUUUGCUGACAUCGAGCUCAGCAGGAAUGAGGCACUGGCUGCAUUGCUGCGGGAGGGUGAGACCCUGGAGGACCUGAUGAAACUGUCACCCGAGGAGCUGCUCCUGCGAUGGGCCAACUUCCACCUGGAAAAUGCUGGUUAUCACAAGAUCAACAACUUCAGCUCUGACAUUAAGAUCUCAGACUUCUCAAACUCUAUAAAGGACUCCAGGGCUUAUUUCCACCUCCUGAACCAAAUCGCUCCCAAAGGCCAGAAAGAGGGCGAGGAACGCAUUGACAUCAGCAUGGCAGGCUUUAAUGAGAAAGAUGACCUGAAAAGAGCGGACGCCAUGCUGCAACAAGCUGACCGACUCAACUGCAGACAGUUUGUUACCCCCGCUGACGUGGUGUCUGGAAACCCCAAAUUGAACUUGGCUUUCGUGGCGAACCUCUUCAACAAGUACCCAGCGCUGACCAAACCUGUGAACCAGGACAUCGACUGGGGCCUGCUGGAGGGUGAGACGAGAGAAGAGAGAACAUUCAGAAACUGGAUGAACUCGCUGGGUGUUAAUCCUCAUGUCAACCACAUAUACGGCGACCUCAUGGAUGCUCUGGUCAUCCUGCAGCUCUACGAGAAGAUCAAGGUUCGUGUCGACUGGAACAACAAAGUAAAUAAGCCCCCUUACCCAAAGAUCGGCGCCAACAUGAAGAAGCUGGAAAACUGCAACUACGCUGUGGAUCUGGGAAAGACUGCAGCCAAAUUCUCACUUGUGGGCAUCGGAGGACAAGACCUGAAUGAUGGCAACCCCACCCUUACCCUGGCUCUGGUCUGGCAGCUGAUGAGGCGGUACACUUUGAAUGUUCUCGAGGACCUGGGAGAUGGUGAGAAGGUGAAUGAUGAAAUAAUUGUCAACUGGGUGAAUAAGACCUUGGCUGGAGCAGGAAAAAAGACCAAAAUUUCAAGCUUUAAGGACAAAGAGAUCAGAUCCAGCUUGCCAGUGUUGGACCUUUUAGACGCCAUCCAGCCAGGCUGUGUGAACUACGACCUGGUAAAAACUGGCAGCCUGUCGGAAAGUGACAAACUGGAUAAUGCGAAAUAUGCUGUAUCCAUGGCCAGAAAGAUCGGCGCUCGUGUGUACGCUCUGCCCGACGACCUGGUGGAAGUAAAACCCAAAAUGGUCAUGACGGUAUUUGCCUGCCUGAUGGGCAGAGGGAUGAAGAGAGCGUAGGAGACGAAAACUGUCUGGGUGUCGCGGCCAAUCAAAAGCCGAUGUCUGACCCACAAGCCAUUUGCUGGUUGAAAGGCUUCAGGUUGAAUAAAUUAGCCAUAAUUACAAAAUAACCCUCAAAUUAUCAACAGAUGUUAGAGAAUCGUGUUUAGGUUUGGUAAAACUGGGACUAUGCAUGUGAAAGGGGGCAGGAAAUUUAGCAGAGGGAGGGUGAGAUUGUUUUUCUAGACCAGAUUCAAGAUUGCAAACCUUAGAAAUGAUGCGAGUCAACCAAAACAUAUCCGUGUCGGGACCCAAGCCAUGUCAGACUGUGCCAUGUAUAUUUUAUUUGCAUAUUUGAUUGAGGAGAAACGCGACUGGUGGUUUUAUUAUGUACAUCUCAAAUCGCAUUGCUCUAAAGCUACGGAGACAAGACCUUAACUCGCGCGUGCAUUAUUGCUUAUGAGCAGUACAGAAUUUUGUGGAAUCUUUUAAACACGUUGCAGAACGAGAUGCUUAUUUUCCUAGUGUUUUAUACGUAUGUAGAGUUUACCGAAACAAAACAAUUACAACAUCCUUUGCCGGCAGAAGCUUUAAUACAUUCCGUAGUUAUGAAAUCAUGUUACUAUGUGUCGUAUGUACAUGUAUACUCAAACUCGCUUUUUACAUAAAGAGGACGAUCCAGACAAUAACUAUGCAUGAACAAUCCUUUUUAAACUGUUAUUUAAAGCAAUACACUCCUGGGAAUCUGACCAAAGCUUUAAACAUUAAUAAAUGCUGCAUAAAAAAGGAGAAAUGUAUGUAAGUAAGGUUCAGUGCAGAACUUGUAUUUGUUGGUUGAUUAUGAAAAUUGGAGCUGCCUGGCUUUAUUGAAGCAUGUCGACCAUGGACAGACAAUGGAGACCAAAUUGUUGUAAACGUGUCUGCAACCAAGGACCAUCUGCAUUAUAAGAAUAAACCUGUUCAUUGUAUUUCUA